CUAUGGGUGUCACAUCGCUUAUAAUCAUGAGAAUAAUCAUCAUUCUUCUGUACGCUCUCGCAGAUCAGGUCACAAGCCAAACUAAUGGAUGACCUUUGGAUCGAUAACAAGAUACAGAGGGAAGAACAAAGUGACACCCUCUUCACCGUGCACAGAGUCGGUCUUAAUCACAGUGGAAGCUACAGCUGUGUUUACUCCUUAAGGAAUGAUUUGCUUCCCAAAGUAGCGAAGAGAGGACACAACAUCAUUGAGAUUCUGGUUGUAUCCAAUUUUCUCCCCGCAGAUAUUUCAGUAGCUGGGCCGUCCACUGUCGGCGAGGGAGACGAUGUUACAUUCAGAUGUACUGCUUCUGACACCCUGCAAACAAUUGAUGAAUGUCAACUCAUCCACUCUUACCUGAGGAAGAAUGACAGCAUCCUCCAAGUGCAGACAUUUCAUGUCACCCGGAGGGAGGCCAUUUUCACCAUCGAAGGUGCCGUCAUGAGGGAUUCGGGCGAUUACAGCUGCGUGGUGCUGCCAUCUAAAUGCAUCCAAGAGCAUGAGAAAACACUCUAUGGAAAUAACACAGUAGUGCUCAAGGUCAAAGGAAAUAUGGACUUUAGGAUGAUUAUCACGUGUGGAGUGAUAACCCUGAUGUUGUUACUGGGUCUGGGUCUGUGGUGGAUCAACAAACGAGCUGGCCACUAUUUGUCCAAGUCAUUUGUGGCGAGUCUGCAGGCCGACAUGGUGGAGGAACAGCAGGUGCAGACAGAGGGGGAGGAUCUGGAAGCACAAGAUGUUUCAGAAGACUCUUUCAGCAUGGAGCAGGACGAAGAGUAUCAAAACGUAUCUGUUCAGGCCGUUCCUCACGCUGAUGACUUUGAGGGAGUCUACAAUAUGAUCAAUGAAAUACCAGAUGCAACAUGUGAGUAUGCCGUGUCCUCGCGACAGAAGAAGAAACCCAGAUCCACCGCUCACCUCAUCGCUUUCAGACCACUUCACACUUCAUGAGGAAGGAAAUGAAUGUUAAUAUUUAGAACGGAGGAAUGAAGUUGUUCCGGAACAUCUGAACUUCAAAUGAUUCUUAUUCUUAUUAAUAUUAUUAUCAGUCCAGCUGAACGGCAAUACAGCAGGAGGAAUACAAAAUGUCCUCAUACAUUAAAUGCUUACAUGGAUCCCUUUUUUAUUUCA
Molecule: messenger RNA, 1170 nt
Organism: Cottoperca gobio
Lineage: Eukaryota; Metazoa; Chordata; Actinopteri; Perciformes; Bovichtidae
Exons: 10
Coding region: 85-990 (301 amino acids)
Source: RefSeq, a predicted model, not a curated record